Carya illinoinensis is the source of this 1746-nucleotide messenger RNA. RefSeq names its product cytochrome P450 86B1-like. Bases 80 to 1657 code for a protein of 525 amino acids. Lineage: Eukaryota; Viridiplantae; Streptophyta; Magnoliopsida; Fagales; Juglandaceae. Gene Ontology annotation, molecular function: oxidoreductase activity, acting on paired donors, with incorporation or reduction of molecular oxygen; iron ion binding; monooxygenase activity. The transcript has a single exon. The record is from RefSeq and is a predicted model, not a curated record.
CAUCCUUGCGGAUCUUCUUGCUUCUCUGCACGUUAAAUUGAACGUUGCAAAUUGAUCAUCAACUACAAGGGAUAUAGAAAUGACGAUAAAGGUUAUUUUCUCUUCACUGAAAUGGUUGGAUUCUCGCUUAUGUUGGGAAGUUACUAUCUCCAUGCUAGGAAUUUUCAUUCUUAGUUGUAUAUUACAGAGAUUCGCCAACAAGCAGGGUCCAAUGUUGUGGCCAGUUCUAGGGAUCACACCGUCACUUUUCCUCCAUUUCAACAACCUUUAUGAUUGGGUCACCGAGUCUUUGAUCAAAGCUGGGGGAACCUUCCACUUCAGGGGAGUGUGGAUGGGAGGGGUCUUUGGAAUCGUAACCACUAAUCCUUCCAACAUUGAAUAUAUGCUCAGGUCAAAGUUCGAGAAUUUCCCCAAAGGUAAGUACUACAGAGAGAGGUUUUCUGACUUUCUUGGGGAUGGUAUCUUUAAUGCUGACGAUGAAUUAUGGAAGGAACAAAGGCGAAUUGCAACUUCUGAGAUGCAUUCAAGGCAGUUCGUCGAGCGCUCAUUUCAAACCAUGAAAGAUUUGGUGCACCAGAAGCUGCUGAAAUUAUUAGAGAAGCUCGUGGAGUCGGAGGGUACUAGUUUUGAUCUCCAAGAAGUGCUUCUUCGGUUUACUUUUGAUAACAUCUGCACUGCUGCUUUUGGUACCGAUCCUGGGUGCUUGGCCCUUGAUUUACCUGAAGUUCCUUUCGCGAAAGCUUUCGAAGAAGCUGCAGAAUUGACCAUUUUGAGAUUCUUGUUGCCACCUUUUGUAUGGAAGGCAAUGAGGUACUUUGGGAUUGGAUACGAGAAGCGGCUCAAGGAGGCAAUAAAAAUCGUGCAUGACUUUGCUGAGAAGACUUUGGCACGUCGAAGGAACGAUUUCGUUAAAUUUGGCAGCUUGAAUGAUCAUUCUGAUCUCUUGUCAAGACUUAUUCAAGACUCCGAACCAGAUAAGAAAAUGCAAUUUUCGGACAGGCUUCUAAGAGAUUUGUGCAUUAGCUUUGUAUUAGCAGGGCGAGACACGAGCUCUGUGGCAUUGGCAUGGUUUUUCUGGUUGGUACAUAAGAACCCAGAAGUAGAAACCAGAAUUCUCAGUGAGAUUAAUGAAAUCUUGGGUUCUCGCAAGUCUAAGAUUAAUGAACCACGUGACGUAGUUUUUACGUCGGAAGAACUGGAAAGGAUGGUGUACCUAGAGGCAGCAUUAUCAGAGUCUCUAAGGCUUUACCCUUCAGUGCCAAUUGAUGUCAAAGAAGUCAAAGGAGACGAUGUUUUUCCGGACGGGACUAGGGUUAAAAAUGGAGCUUGGGUUUUCUACUGUGCUUUCUCAAUGGCUAGAAUGGAGUCCAUAUGGGGAAAAGAUUGCUUAGAGUUUAAGCCAGAGAGGUGGAUAAAAGAGGGGCAGUUUGUGAAAGAGAAUCAAUACAAGUACGCUGUGUUUAAUGCCGGUCCCAGACUGUGUCUGGGGAAGAAGUUUGCUUACAUGCAGAUGAAAAUGGUAGCUGCUUCGAUCCUGUUGAGGUACGAGAUCAGGGUUGUUGAAGGCCAUAAAAUUGAACCAAAACUGACAACCACUCUUUACAUGAAGCAUGGUUUGCUGGUGACUCUCAACCCUAGGUUGGUCGCCAAUGAAUAGUCUUUAAUAUAUUAUAUGAAAACACUUUAGCCAUAUGCGGUUAAUGUUUUAACAUGAAUAUUAAUAAUUAAAUUUUCUAUUUUCUACUA